Tetrahymena thermophila SB210 is the source of this 3606-nucleotide messenger RNA. RefSeq names its product phospholipid-translocating P-type ATPase, flippase family protein. NCBI's taxonomy places the organism in Eukaryota, Ciliophora, Oligohymenophorea, Hymenostomatida, Tetrahymenidae. The record is from RefSeq and is a predicted model, not a curated record. Gene Ontology annotation, cellular component: plasma membrane. The transcript is spliced from 7 exons. Gene Ontology annotation, molecular function: magnesium ion binding; ATP binding; ATPase-coupled intramembrane lipid carrier activity. Gene Ontology annotation, biological process: phospholipid translocation.
AUGUAGUAGCCUGGGUAAAGAUACCCUUCUUUUGCUGAUCCAGUUUAGUCUUCUAGAUAGGUCAAUGAUAAUGCUAGUCCGUAUACCUCCAAUCACUCUAAUUAUUAGAGUGGUAACUUUUUAAAAAACAGCUAAAUGAGCAAUUACAAUGUUUAGAUGGUCUAGCCUAACUUGAAUGUUUAAAAUUAUUAAAGUGGAUUGAAUUAACAAAAAAAGAAUUAUAUUUAAGAGGUAAACAUAGAUAAAGAAACUCUCGCUAAUGACAGUUUAAAAGUAAGAAAGAUAAAGCUCUUUUCUUAAUACAAAGCUUAUGGCGGAAAUUAAAUAAAGUCAUCUAAGUACUAUGGAAUGCCUUUAUUCAUCUUCUAGGAUAUUUGGUUUUAAAUGCAUAAAUUAGCAAAUAUUUAUUUUCUUGUGAUUGCUUGUCUUUAAUGCAUUCCAGCUAUAUCUAUUUCAUAAGGGUAACCUGUUAUCCUUCUUCCAUUGAUAGUAGUUAUCUCUGUCAGUAUGAUUAAGGAUUAUUUUGAAGAUAGAAAGAGAAAAAAUGCAGAUAAAGAAGAAAAUAACAGAAAAAUUAAGGUUAUUGUAUCAUCUGAUGGCAUCGCCAAAGAUUAACUUUGCCAAGAUUUAGAAGUUGGUCACAUAGUCACUGUAGAGAAAGAUUAAAUUAUACCUGCUGAUUUGCUAAUUUUAGAGAUAGCAGAGUAGAAGAAAGAAUGCUAUAUUGAAACUAAAAAUUUGGAUGGUGAAACUAACUUAAAAGUCAAAGAAAUUCCUGAAGCAUUCCGUAAUACAAAAAGAUUCAUGUUUGAGCCAUAAAUUAAUGUUGGAAUAGAUUACAUUCCUCCUAAUAGAAACUUAGAAAGCUUCAAUGGAUCAAUCAUAAUUGAAGAAAAUGGAUAAAAUUAAACAGAUUUUAUUGAAAGCAAGCACUUAUUGCUUAGAGGAUGCACUUUGAGAACCACUAGUUGGAUCAAGGGAGUGGUUGUUUAUACUGGUAAUGAUACUAAAAUUAUCUUGAAUUCAUGUGAAAGUGAAUAAAAGCUAAGUUCUCUUGAAGAAAUGAUGAACAAAUUCAUUAUUGUCAUCUUCUUAAUUCAAAUAGUAAUCUGCUUUUGCUCAGGUAUUUUUGGAACUUUGUGGAUGCAAGAAAACAAGCUCAAACUAUCUUAUCUUCACUAUUCCUAGUCUUCCCUUGCUCAUAUUGGUGGUUUUGACUUUGCUGAGUGCUUCUAAAUCAUGGGAACAUGGACUUUGAUUUUUACUAAUUUCAUACCCAUAUCUCUAAUUGUCACUCUGGAAGUUGUCAAAUACAUUUAAGGUAUUAAUUUAGAAUCAGACAAAGAAAAUUAUCCUGAAUGCAGAGUCUAAUCAAGUAAUCUAAAUGAAGAGCUUGGAUAAAUAAAAUAUGUUUUCUCAGAUAAAACAGGCACUUUGACUCAAAAUUCAAUGAAAUUUAAGUGUAUCAGCAUUCUAGGAUAAAGUUAUGGUGAGGUAUAAGCUGCAGAAGCUAAUAGCAGAGACGAGUCGUAUAACUUCUUAGAAAAGACAUUAUAAAAUGUGGAAUGUGUUGAUUUUGCAGAUAGUUAUUUCACUAAAUAAAUGAUUAAAGGAGAAAACUUGGUCAAAUCUUAAAUAGAAAAAACUCUAACACUUAUGGCUUUAUGUCAUAAUGUUGUUCCCAUUGGACCUAUUUCAUAUAGUGGGCCUUCUCCUGAUGAAAUAUGUUUGGUUAGUUUUGCAUAAUCUUAAGGUGUUUAGUUUAUAAAAAAAGACGAUGACAGUAUUUUGUUUGUGUAAAAGUCAAUAAGUCAAUUUGGGCAAAAGACUAUUGAAAAAUAUAAAUUGCUUUACACUUUUGAUUUUAAUUCAGAUAGAAAAAGAAUGUCUGUCAUAGUUUAAAAAGUCGGACCCUUAGGUUUGUUAGAUGAAUACCUUUUGCUUACAAAGGGAGCAGAUAAUGUGAUGGAAACAAGGAUAACUUCAAAGAAAUAUGAUAUGAAUACUCAAAAAGAUUUAAUAAAAUAUAGCGAGUAUGGUUAUAGAACAUUAGUUUUGGCUUAAAAAGAGAUAACUAAAUCUGAGUUAUCUAUUUUCGAAUAAGAACUGACCAGGGCAAAGCUUCUCCAGUAGAAUAAUAAGCAAAUUAUUGAUGAUUUAUAUGAUAAAAUGGAGUAAUAACUUGAAUAUUUAGCUGUCACAGGAGUAGAAGAUAAACUCUAAGUAGACGUAGCUGAUACAAUACAAAGAAUUAAGGAAGCUUUUAUUAACUUCUGGGUACUCACUGGUGAUAAAGAAGAAACUGCCAUAAGUAUUGGAAAUGCUAUUAAAGUUAUUGGAGAUGAAGAAACAACUGUAAAAGUUUAAAUUUCUAAAUUAAUUAAAGAUUUUACCACAAAAAGCUAACUUUAGCAUCAGAAUUUAAAUCCAAAACAACUUCUUUAGUAAGCAAUUUAAGAGGCCUCUAACAUGAAAAAUAAGGCAAAGAACCCAAACAAUGAGGUCACUAAAAAAGUAGCAUUAAUUGUUAAAGGAGAUGACUUGAUAACUAUAACUAGCGAUGUGCAACUUAAGUAGGACUUUGUUAAAAUGGCAAUAGAUUGUGAUACAGUAAUUGCAAGUAGAGUUUCUCCACUUUAGAAAAAAGAAAUCGUUGACAUGGUAAGAGAGUUUCUUCCUGAUGUUUCAACCCUUGCAAUAGGAGAUGGUGCUAAUGAUGUUAGUAUGAUUAACGCAGCUCAUGUUGGUAUUGGUAUUAGAGGUAAAGAAGGUACACAGGCUGAAAGAUCAAGUAACUACGCUAUACCAGAAUUUAGAUAUUUAGGUCACCUUCUUUUUGAUUUUGGAAGAGAAUGUUACAGAAGAAAUAGUGAAUUAGUUUUAUACAAUUUCUAUAAAAAUAUGUUGUUGGUUUUGCCUCAGUGGUGGUUUGGUUUAUACAAUGGAUUUUCUGGUGUAACUUUGUAUGAUCCUUGGCUAUAUUAAUUGUACAAUACUUGCUUCACUGCUCUACCUAUUGUUGUCUAUGCUAUUGAAGAUAGAUAAUAUAGUUUGAAGAAGCUAUUAAAGUAUCCUCUAGAUUUCUAUGAGUAAGGCUAAACGAACAGACUAUUUUCUUUAAUGACCUUUUUGCAGAGCAUAUUUAAGGGCUUUGUUGAUGCUGCAAUAAUUAUGUUAGUUAGUUUCUUAUGUUUUGAAAACAUUACAUAACAUGCUGCUGGACAUAACUAACCAAGUCAUUUACCUUUCUUCCACAUGACGGGUAUGAUUUCCUUCGGAGCCAGUGUGCUUAUAUCGAAUCUAAAAAUUUUGAGUUUCAGUCACUCUGUUAGUUUCUUCUAAACUAUUUGUGUUUUUGGCAGCUACCUGUUUUAUCUGCUUUGCUAUUUUGCUUACUUAAAAUACUUCAAACUGGCUGACAUACAAAAUACUCUAAAGAUGUAAUUAUCUAGUGUCUACUUCUACUUUGUAACCUUUAUCCUUAUUGCAGCUACUUACUUUAUUGAUAUAGCAAUAUAUGUUUUCUCAACAAACGACUAUGAAUUAAAGUAAAUACGCAAGUAACAAAAAUAAAUGUCCAAAUCUAAAUAAGUGCACUAAAUUUGA